CAUGCCGUGUCACAUGACAGGGAAGAAACCUUACAGGUCUUCGUUAAAAGAGAGCUCGGGAAUGAUACAAGAAGCUAAAAUGGGUACUACUUGAACUGUUAUACUCUCCUACUUUAUUAAGCGUCUGUGAAGGCAACACAAAUUUACUACGCAUGCGUAUCGUGGUGUGUUUGCCUGAACAAGGAAGCGUACUCGAACAGGAGCUUUUGGCAGGACUUCUUUUGUAAACACAGCUCAUCAAUGGCGUUUGACUGGAUUGGGUUAGGCUAUGCUGCAGCCAUCUUUCUGGGCGGAUACAUGGGAUACAGGAGAAAAGGCAGUGUCAUGUCUCUGAUGGCUGGCAUACUCUUUGGUGGACUGUCUGCUUACGGCGCCUACAACAUCUCCAACAACCCUGCUGACAUCAAGGUGUCGCUUUGUGCUUCCGGGGUACUUUCUGUCGUCAUGGGGACGAGGUACAAGAAAUCAGGCAAACUGAUGCCAGCUGGAAUUAUGACAGUUCUCAGUUUGUUGAUGGUGUUCCGACUGUUGUUCCUGAUGGUGGCGUGACUGACUGACGAGUCUUCAUACAUGAUUCCUACCAAUUUUCGAGAGCAGAGACCAAACAUUUUACCUCCUGACCACUAACAACUUUGUUCAUACAGUUGAAUAUUUUGAUUGACAUGCUACAGGAAGAAGAUGGAUGGAUAUAUUUACAAUUUUUUUCUGCCUUUUUACUACAUUAAAAACAUAAAUAUAUCAGAGUGGUCCUCUUGCUGCUUCGAUUUUUCAGUAUGCGGGUCUCGGUGGAAAAAGUUUAGACACCCCUGUACUACAUUAUUGUCAACUAUUUUUUUGUUGUACCCACCAAACUAAAUAAAUGAUAAAGUGUACAAGUGAUGCAGAACA
Messenger RNA from Dunckerocampus dactyliophorus (ringed pipefish), 888 nucleotides. It is a transcript of the gene tmem14a, whose product is annotated as transmembrane protein 14A. The coding region runs from base 241 to 549 and encodes 102 amino acids. The record is from RefSeq and is a predicted model, not a curated record. Gene Ontology annotation, biological process: regulation of heme biosynthetic process. Lineage: Eukaryota; Metazoa; Chordata; Actinopteri; Syngnathiformes; Syngnathidae. Gene Ontology annotation, cellular component: mitochondrial membrane. The transcript is spliced from 5 exons.